AUGACAAUCUCCCAUUGCCUUCAUUGUCUUCUCAUAUAUAUAAUACUUUGUUAUGAUAUAGCAUGCAAACGGAAAAAUGAACUGCGAAUAUCUAAUCAUGGGACAGGUAGCUCUCAUACCGCGACAACCUACAAAGCUACGUAUCAUACCGUGGGGAUUCCCUCUUGGACUCCCCGAUCCCGCUACCGCACUUGUACUCGUAUUGCACCGUUCCUUCACCGCACUGAGAGCUGUGCCGCCUCGAACGGCCGGAAUCAAUAUUUAGGGUCUCAACUACCCAUGUCACUGGGAUUCACUUCAUCCCCCCAUAUUGGGUGUCACGAGCCACCACUAGCCCCACCAUACGAUACAGUACGGUAUGCCCCUCUCGAGUCUUUCGGGAUGUAUCAUGCUAAACCGAACGCAGGUGCUAAGUCGGCCGCCCCCACGGAUGCACCACCACCCCUUCCCCCCGAUUAUGGAAGGGCGCGAAAUAUUUUCCAAUCAAACAACAUCAGGGUAGUACAAAGUAUUAGAUAUGGCCAACACCCCACCUUCUCCGUGAAGUCAGCUCACUUUCUCUAAAUAUAUCAUAAUAUAUCGCCGAUGGGCUCCCCGUUCGAAAUAAGGGUUCAAAUUAUUCAACCUAU
Tuber aestivum (summer truffle) is the source of this 629-nucleotide messenger RNA. The record is from the annotation of a GenBank genome assembly. Lineage: Eukaryota; Fungi; Ascomycota; Pezizomycetes; Pezizales; Tuberaceae.